Oryza sativa Japonica Group (Japanese rice) is the source of this 4353-nucleotide messenger RNA. Lineage: Eukaryota; Viridiplantae; Streptophyta; Magnoliopsida; Poales; Poaceae. The record is from RefSeq and is a predicted model, not a curated record.
UAUCUAGCAUCAGAUCUCCAGAGAGGGAGAGAGACAGGGAUAGAGGUAGGGGAGAGACAGAGAGAGAGGGGCCGGGGGAUCGAGUGGUCAACAUGGAUGCUCCGGUACUUAGUUCUUCGCUUGCCCUUGGUGCCAUGAGUCCCCUGCUCGGUAAGCUCGAUGAACUCCUUGCUAGUACGGAGCACACGGCACCGAGCAUCCAGCAAAUCAGAGCCAAUCUUGGCAUCACAAGCACACGCCUGGUCGAGCUCUCCAUGUUGCAAGAUCCUCCCCUCGUGGCCAAGUACUGGAUGAAGGAUGCGCGCGAGCUGUCCUAUGACAUGGAGGACUGCCUCGACCUCGACCAGGUCGCCGGCGGCGGCGAGGAGGCGGAUUGGAUCGAUCGCAUCGCUGGGUUCAGAUCUCGCGUGGAGGAGGCCAAUAGACGGUACGAGAGGUACAAUCUUGAUUCCAUCCUUGGCUCCUCCACAAACAUUCCAAUCGACCACCGCCUUAAGCCGGCCGUCGGGAAGCCGGCGAUGGAGCAUGUUGGUAUGGAAGGGCCGAUGGAUGAGCUCCGCCGGUGGCUGACCGACGAGGCGCAGGAGCUCAAGGUGGUAUCUAUCGUCGGCGUUGGAGGGGUGGGUAAGAGCACGUUUGCGCAGAAACUAUGGCGGAAACUUGGUGGACAAUUCGAUUGCCGGGCUUUUGUGCACACGGCCAAGAAGCCUGACAUGAGGAGGAUUUUGAGGAGCAUACUCUCUCAAGUUCGUCCGCGACAACAGCCCGAGGUUUGUGAGGUGCAUAACCUCUUAGAAGAUCUCAGAAAACAUCUACUAGAUAAGAGGUACUUCAUUAUAGUGGAAGAUUUAUGGGAUACAUCAGUAUGGGAUGUUGUUAGCCGUGCUUUUCCAAAGGGUAAUUGUGGUAGCAGAAUAGUAACAACGACAAAAUUUGAGGAAGUUGCUCUGACUUCUUGUGGUUAUCACUCUAAGUACGUAUUUAAGAUAAAACCUCUUAGUGAGGAUCUCUCGAAGGAAUUGAUUGUCAGAAGAGUUUUUGUAUCCGGCAAAGGAUGUCCUCAACAAUGCAGUGCCAUUUUAGAUGAGAUUACAAACAAAUGUGGCGGUUUACCACUAGCUCUAAACAUCAUCGCCAGUCUUCUAUCUUGCCAACAUGAAGUAUUAGAGCACUGGAAACAUGCAAGGGAUUUUUUAUGCAACAGUUUGAGGACAAAUCCAACUUUUGAUGAGAUUCUGAAACAAGUAGUAAACCUUUGCUACAAUAGUCUUCCCCAUUGUUUGAAGACAUGUCUACUUUAUUUUAGCAUAUAUCCAGAGAAUUACACAGUUAUGAAGGAAGAUUUGGUGAAGCAGUGGGCAGCUGAAGGUUUUCUCUGUGCAACAAAAGGAGAAGAAAUUAUGGCAGUUGCAGUGAGCUGUUUUGACAGGCUUGUCAAUUUAGGAUUGAUUCAACCUAUUGAUAUCAAUUAUAAUGAUAAGGUGGUGCACUAUGCAGUGAAUAACAUGGUACUUGAUAUUAUUACUUAUAAGUCCAUAGAAGAAAAUUUUAUCACUGUAAUGGAUAAGGAUUGUUAUCAGAUGAGUAUAGAACUUUCUGACAAGGUUCGCCGACUGUCGCUCCACUUUGGCAGUGCAACAUAUGCAACUAUACCAGCAGGUAUUGGACUAUCCCAAGUUCGAUCACUUACCUUUAUUGGUUUGUUCAAUUGCCUGCCUUCCAUUGUGAAAUUUAAGCUUGUCCGAGUUGUGAUCCUUCAUUUUUUGGGUGAUCAUGGAAACUUGAGUUUGAAUCUCAGAAAACUAGGUGAACUGUCUCAGUUGAAGUAUCUGCAGAUAAAAUGUAAUGUCACCGUGGAGCUACCAUAUCAGAUGCAAGGGCUAAAACAUUUGGAAGCAUUGGAAAUAAGAGCAAGAACAGUGUCUAUUCCAUCGGACAUUUUUCAUCUGCCGAUGUUGUUUCAUCUCCUCCUUCGAGCCGACAGAAAUCUGUCCCCGCGGAUUGCUAAAUCUUUUUGUCUGGAACCUAAUCCUUCAGGGAAGAUCAGUUCCUUGGAUAACCUGAACGUCCUGUCGUCACCUCCCAUCUUUCUUCAGACAUUUGAAGUGUUGCCACCUAUUGGCGUCUAUUCAAGACUUCCUGAGUGGAUCCAACAACUCCGCAAACUCCGCAUUCUGAAAAUUGCGAUCAGACAAUUGAUGAGGAAUGAUAUUGAUAUUCUUUCAGGAUUGCCUGUGCUCACUGCUGUCUCGCUGCAUAUUCGGCAAUCCAUGGAAGAAAUCAUUGUCUUCCACCGCGAGUCAUUCCCAGCUCUCGACUGUUUGAAGCUAUCAUGUAGUGUACUGUACCUCACUUUUCAGGAAGAAGCAAUGCCGAAUCUUCGGAGGCUGAAGCUAGGAUUCAAUGCUCACAGAAGAGAGUUCUUUUACGUCAAUAUGCUUUCUGGCAUUGAGCACCUGAAAACCCUGCAGGAGGUAGUAGGACAAAUUGGUUUAGGCUUUGGUGCAGGGGAAUCGGAGUGGGCAGCUGCAGAGUAUGCAUUCAAGAACGCCUUUAGCAGGCAUUCAAACUUAACAAGCUUCAAUAUACGAAGAGUUGGUGGUGUUGAUGAAGAGCGCUCUGGUGAGGAGUUGUUGCUGACAAGCACCUUUAACUGGGAACCCCAAAUUUUGGAUCAGACAGAAAGCUCUUCACUUUCCUUGUCUGCUCCAGGAGUAAGUAGCCUUGAAAAGUUCAUAUUUACUAAAACAGAAUUUAGUCAGUUCCCGGGAUGUGUAGAUGUGUCGGAUCAGAAAGAAAACUCUUCACUUUCAUUGUCCUUGGGAGUAAGAAACCCUGGAAAGUGCGCAGUUGAUACAGAAUCCAGUCAGUUCCCAGGAUGUAUAGAUGUGUCGGAUCAGAAAGAAAACUCUUCACUUUCAUUGUCCUUGGGAGUAAGAAACCCUGGAAAGUGCGCAGUUGAUACAGAAUCCAGUCAGUUCCCAGGAUGUAUAGAUGUGUCGGAUCAGACGGAAAGCUCUUCACUUUCGUUGUUAUUGGGAGUAAGAAACCCCGGAAAGUGCGUAGUUGAUACAGAAUCCAACCAGUUCCCAGGAUGUAUAGAUGUGUCGGAUCAGAAAGAAAGCUCUUCACUUUCGUUGUUAUUGGGAGUAAGAAACCCUGAAAAGUGCGCAGUUGAUGCAGAAUCCAGUCAGUUUCCAAGAUGUGUAGAUGGGUCGGAUCAGAAGGAAAGCUCCUCGCAUUCCCUGUGCGCUUCGGUAGUAAGCGAUGCUUCAGAAAUGCUCGCAGCUAACACUGUAAAAUCCAGUGGUGGAAGUGUGGCGGGUGCAAGUGGUAGCGGGAAAUGCAAGAAACAAGGCUGCGAGGAGAAAGCCGGAGGAAAAACCAUCUUCUGCAGGGCCCAUGGCGGAGGCAAGAGGUGCUACUAUCCUGGCUGUACAAAGAGCGCCGAAGAGCACACAGACUUCUGCUUAGCUCAUAUUAGUCGCCGCUGCAUGCACGAGGGUUGUUUCCGGUUUGCACGCCGGAAAACUGACUUCUGCAGCAAGCAUGGAGGCGGCAAAAAGGGUGAGACUGAGACCCAUAAGAAGUCGUCCAGGAGUGCAGAAUCUCGCUCUGGAGCCACCAUCACUCACGUGAGUUCAGGUAAAAAUUGCAAGUCUCCAGGAUGCACAGGAACCGCAGACGGAGUCACCAUGCUCUGCGAGAAGCAUCGCAUGAAAAUGGCCUGCUCAUUUCCAGGCUGCACCAAGAUGGCAUGGGGGCCGAGUGCACACUGUGUACGCCACGGAGCCGGCAAGAGAUGUAAGUUUCUGGGCUGCACCAAGAGCACAAGGCGAAGCACCGAUUUCUGCAAGACGCACGGUGGAUCAGGAGGUGCAGAUGAUACUCUGUGCUCAUGGCGAGGAGGGGAAUCAAGCGUUGGUGGUGGCGAGGACAAGUGUGAUAGAAUUGCUCGGGGAAGGUCUGGUCUAUGUGCAGCUCACAGCGCUCUUGUCCUGGACGACCGUGCUUCCUGCGAUGGCACAAUAGCCCCAGCAGCCGCCCAGCUGGUCCAGGCAGAUGAACUCAUCAAACCCGAUGUGAUAGAACACCCUGCCGUGGAGGCAGGUCGCGAUGACAAAGCUGAUGGUGGUGUUGGAGGAUCAGGAUCAGCAGCGGCUGUGGCUGACCAAAGACUAGAUUUGAAUGCCGAGGCGAUUAUUACACAACAUUUCUUUGUUUGAGGGGAAAAAAAAAACAGGAAAGCUAGUCCUGUGUUGAUUUAUUUGUUGUAAGCGCCAAUGUAGUUCAUUACUUAGUACUGCUGGUAAUUAAUUCAUGUACUUUUGUAUAUAUAAGAGAGUAGUGCAA